Messenger RNA from Camelina sativa (false flax), 1739 nucleotides. The record is from RefSeq and is a predicted model, not a curated record. NCBI's taxonomy places the organism in Eukaryota, Viridiplantae, Streptophyta, Magnoliopsida, Brassicales, Brassicaceae.
ACUGGUAUUAUGAUCCCUAAUUAUUAUUAUAAAAGCUUUUCUCUCUCUCUCUCGCCGUCUCUCAAUUUCACAUCGUCAAGAAGCUCGAGCAAAUCUAUAGCUAGCUUUUUGGAUCGUCCUCUGGUAGAGAAUUAUGGAUAGAGAUCUGAUAAGCAAUUUGCCAGAUGAGAUUCUUGGCAAAAUCCUGUCUUUACUUCCGACAAAAGUGGCCGCUUCCACAUCGGUUCUGUCCAAGAGAUGGAGCAGGAAGAAUCUGCUCCUUCUUGUAGACACCCUUUGUUUUGAUGAAUCGGUGGUUGUGUAUCCCAGCGAGGAAGAAGCCAUUACUGGUUCACAUCUCUUCUCUGAUUUCGUAGAUAAAACACUUGCUCUUGUGCUCACCAACACCAGUUCUCACAUCAACAAGUUAUCUCUAUCGUCUCUGUGUCGUCUGCCCCUCACCCGUUGGAUAUUGACUGCAUUGGAACACCCUUAUUUAUUGGAACUACACUUGUACGCACCUCACACCCUUUUUUCCGGUAUUUGUAUCGAAACCAAGUUUUUCACGAGUAACACACUCGUGAAGCUCACGUUAUCUGGUGCAUAUGAUCUUGAGGCCGAGCGUGUGUUUCUCCCAGCCCUCAAAUCACUUUCUCUCUUAUCAACUUCGAUUGGUCAUGACUACUACUCUCUCCUCAUCGAUGGCUGCCCUGUGCUCGAAGAUUUAUACAUACGUGAUGGUGAUUGUCCCGACUCUAUUGCUGGUUGCGGUACGGACGUGGAAUGUGCAUCCAUCAAGCGACUUGUGAUUUUUUCCAUUCUUCCCUACGACCAACCGGCUCACCACCGAAUCGUGUAUUUCGAAGCACCAAGCCUUGUGUACCUUGACUACUCUAGCUUUGUCUCCCAACACUAUGAGGUUGCUGAUUUGGAUUCGCUUGUCGAAGCCAGGCUGAGUCUCAGGUUAUGGGUGGAGUACGUUGAUUAUGAUUAUGAUUAUGAUUAUGAUUAUGAUUAUGAUUAUGAUUAUGAUUAUGAUUAUGAUUAUGAUUAUGAUUAUGAUUAUGAUUAUGAUGAUGAUGAACAAAAGCCGCCUAUGUAUGGUGAUGUUACAGAUCUCGUUGCGGGUAUCCGCAACAUCACGACCCUUCACUUGUGUCCUGAUUCCCUUGAGGCGUUUCAUUUCUGCUGUAAUUCCAUGCCCGUCUUCAACAACCUCCGUAAUUUAUCUAUUGAGAGUAACGAGAAUAAUGGUUGGCAAGUAAUGCCACUUCUGCUCAAGAGUUGUCCAAAUCUACACGCUUUAUCCAUCAAGGGUCUUGUCCACAGAGUAACAAACAACUGCGGUGAUGCAUGCGCUUGCAUCCCUGAGAAGAAGAGGAGGAAGAUUUUGAAGAAGGACAUAUCUUGUUUAUGGACAUGUCAAGUGAAGUUGCUAGAAAUCUCAGAUUAUGGAGGUUCUUCUCAAGAGCUGAGACAGAUGAUUCAUUUCUUGGGCAAGUUGGCAUGUCUUGAAACUGUCAAAGUUGGCGUUAUAGCAGCAGACGACGACAACAGCAACAACAACAACAAUGAGUUGGUGCGAGCUAAUGUAGUGGCUCUACCCAGACUUUCAUCAAAGUGCAACAUCCAAUUCAUCUGAUCUUUCUUUCUUCAAAGUGCAACAUCCAAUUCAUCUGAUCUUUCUUUCUUCAUCUGCUCUAUCUGUUUCUGACAGACAAUAUUUCUAUCUUUGCCACAGUUAUGUUUCUAGCUAUAGA